AUGUAUUUUUCCUCACUCACGAAAGUCAUCAAUGCCGAAGGAAAUGAAACCUAUUCUUGUAUAAAAGUUUGGACUGCUCACACCCUUGAAGAUUGCAGCUUCUUUUCUACAUUUUUAGCUGAAGAUUCUAACGCCACGAAGUUGCAUUUAGAAUCACAGUGCAAAGAGUACUCCCCAGACAUCGAGUCCAGGUCGCUAAGCAAAUGUCUUUUACCGACUUCCGUUGGAGAAACCACCCAUUACAUAGCGCGAUUCAUUUUUGGUUUUUGCCUACCUGCUGCGCUUACAGUGUUCUUUUACUGCAAAAUUGGACAAAAGAUUCGACAGAGCGAAACGAUGCUUUCGUCGAUCGGGAAUCAAUCUCGGAGCAACUCAAAGACAGUUUCGAGGAAUAUAGCGAUUUUCCUUCUUGCCACUCUUCUGGGUUCUGCCCCGUGCCUGCUCUUCUAUUUCAUUCGUUUAACCAAGAUCGAUUUCGGCGUUGAUUUUUGCCACAAGCUGAUUUAUGUGAAAGACUGGUUCCUUAUUUCCUGUCCAAUGAUAAAUGCUAUUAUAUAUUCUUUCCUUGGGAGAAAGUUCAGAAGAGACCUAGUGCGAGUGUUCUGCAAAAAGUACGUUCCUGCUGGGGACGCGAGCAGCUCGAAGAAAUCUGCACGAACGAAAAACACUAAUCUCGACAGUUGCAGAAUAUCAGAUGCGGAGAUUUCUCUUAUUGCUACGAGUUUGAAACGUUAA
Molecule: messenger RNA, 735 nt
Organism: Oikopleura dioica
Lineage: Eukaryota; Metazoa; Chordata; Appendicularia; Copelata; Oikopleuridae
Source: the annotation of a GenBank genome assembly